GAGGCUUGUAAGACGUACAGGAAACUCUUGAGCAGCUUUAUGGACUAAAAAAAAACCCCAGAAGACUUACGACCAAAAUCUUCAGCAUUCUGAAUUUGAUUCUUCAGGAUCACUGGAGGAAAGGGUGAAAAAUGAAGAAAUCUGAGAUGUUUGGUUUCACUCUGGAGACAGACGACAGGACAGAGGAGGAAAGGUCGCGCCAAAAGGUGACUAAGAAAGAUGGUCUGGCUUCUGCUUUGAGGUUGAGCCCGGAGGACCCCAAGACACCUAUGGACACUGAUUACCAGGAAGAAAUGGAGAAGAUGAAACCUCAGAUCAGAUUCAAUUUCAACUUUGACAAAGGGAUUCGAGGUGUGGAUCAGCAUGAUAACAGGAGAGACAGCAAGACGUAUAACCGUGACAGACUGUUUGAAGCAGUGGCCAGCAGAGAUAUCAGCAAACUCGAUGGCCUUCAAGAGUACCUGCGCCAAAAUAUGAAGAAACUCUCUGACUCUUUGUAUCGGUCCUACGGUAAAACGCCCUUAAUGAAAGCUCUAAUGCACCUCAAAGACGGCAGGAAUGAGACCAUUGAAAUGUUGAUCGACAUUUCAGAGAAGAUGGGUGAUGUUAAGGAGUUUGUGAACGCAGCCUACACCAACAACUACUACAAAGGCCAGACAGCUCUGCAUAUAGCCAUCGAGAGGAGAAGUAUUUUUUAUGUGAAGCUGCUGGUCAGCAAAGGUGCAGACGUCCACGUCAGAGCUUGCGGGAAAUUCUUCCAACCACACAAGGGUCCCUACUUCUACUUUGGUGAGCUGCCCCUGUCUCUGGCAGCCUGCACCAACCAGCCCGAUGUGGUAGACUUCUUAAUGGACAAUGAAUACCAGCGAGCAGAUCCUAAGAUGGUAGAUUCUCAAGGCAACACGGUCCUGCAUGCCCUUGUGAUGGUGGCUGACAACUCCAAGUGCAACACAGAAUUCAUAGUCAGCAUGUACGACCGUAUCCUAAAGAUCACAGCGAGACUGUAUCCCAAGGUGCAGCUGGAAAACAUUGAGAACAAGAAGGGCCUGACACCUCUCAAAAUGGCUGCCCGCACUGGCAAGACUGAGCUGUUCUCACACAUCUUAAGACGAGAGUUCCAAGAGCCUGGAACCAAACACUUGUCCCGUAAAUUCACCGAGUGGGUUUAUGGGCCUGUCCACUGCUCCCUGUACGACCUGGCCUCCGUGGACUCAUAUGAGGAGAACUCAGUGCUGAAGAUACUGAUCUACGGCAGCGACAUCCCUAACCGUCACGAGAUGCUCGAGACGGAGCCUCUGAUCCAACUGCUUGAAGAAAAGUGGAAUAGGUUUGCCAGUGGAAUGUUUUUCUUCAACUUCCUGUCCUACCUUGUGUACUUGAUCAUCUUUACUCUCCUAGCCUACUAUAAGAAAGAAAGAAUGCCAUUACUUCACAUUAACCUCAAGACCGAUGAUUACCUGUACAUUUUAGCUUGGCUGGUGACAGCAGUUGCGAACUGCUACUUCUUUUUCAUAGGGAUUAUAGAUAUGAUGAGGAAACGACCAAAGCUGGAGACCCUGCUGGUUGACGGAUAUUAUGAGAUUCUUUUUCUUUUGCAGGGUGUCCUCUUCCUGAUCUCCACUGGGCUCCACCUGUUUGGGAGGGAUAAGUACCUCAGCUUCCUGGUGUUGUGUCUUGCUCUCAGCUGGGUGAACAUACUCUACUUCUCCAGGGGCAACGAGCACAUGGGCAUCUAUAGUGUCAUGAUACAAAAGAUGAUCCUCAGUGACAUCCUGCGCUUCCUGUUUGUCUACAUCGUCUUUCUCUUUGGAUUUUCAGCAGCGGUGGUCACCCUCCUCAAAGAGCCUACAGCGGACAAGUCUCCUGAUAAAGAGCUGAAUACAACAAACACCACUAAAUCACCUCGUUUUGUCCUUGUUGGUCUUGAGGAGGAUUGUGUCAAACCCAGCUUCUCAAACAUCUCCUACACUACCCUGCAGCUCUUCAAGUUCACCAUUGGCAUGGGCGACAUGGAGUUCAUCCAGGAUUACAAGUACAUAGACGUCUUCUACGUGCUCCUCAUCUUCUAUAUCAUACUUACCUACAUCCUGCUGCUCAACAUGCUCAUCGCGCUCAUGAACCGCACUGUGGAGAAGCUCACCAAUGAGACCACCAGCAUCUGGAAGCUACAGAGGGCUAUCACUAUCCUGGACAUGGAGAGGAGACUGCCCUGUUGCCUGAGGGGUUAUUUUCGCUGUGGGGUGGAGAAAAAUCUCAACACUGCUACUGGAAAGGACUGCCGGCGGUGUUUCAGAGUGGAGGAAGUCAACUGGAACAAAUGGAACAGCAACCUGGUCAAAAUCGAUGAGGAUCCCGGCUGUUGGGAGCGUGUCCAGCACCCAGGCACUGAAACCCCACCUAGGAGCCAACAAAGAGGGAGGAGCUGGAGAGGCUUAUUCAUGGAUGGCAGUAGGCGGUGGCAGGCGUACCAGUCCACAGAGAUGACACCGGUCUAACAGAGAGCUGCUCUCUGGCUACUCAGCCUGACUGGCUGUUUUACUUGCCCAAUAAUUUUAACAGACAUGGAUAAUCUACUUUACUGACUGACUGAUUCCCCAGUGUAACCUUCCAAAGAAAACCUUGUGGACACUUUGGGUUUGACUGACAACAGUGUAAAACAGCAAUAUUUAUCAGUAUUGAACGCCAGGCAGUGUUGUGCAAAUAGCAAAGAAAUUUUAAAGCAGAACAUUUAAUCCAGCGGCUUCUUCUACAUGCUGCUCCUGCACGUCAACUGGAUGCACAUCCUCUGCUCAAAGGCCAUAACCCGCUGGCACCUCUGGUAUGGCUCGAAAACCUUCGUGGAGUAAUGCCACUCACCAAGGUGCUGAUCCUUCCCUCCCACUGUGUGCCCUUUAUACUAGGCCCAUUUUCAUCACAGCCAGACAAGCUAAAUCUACUGCGACCAGAUCAGUCCCACAGAUUUCACAGCUUGCUUUGUCUACUCCACUUCCUGUUCCGGCCUGGAUAAAUGGCAUGAAGCGGCAGCAAUUGGUGUAGCAAUCACCACCUUUGGCUCUACCUGUCACAGUUACAAAUGUGGCUUAGACAAGCCUUUAGAAACACCGAGUCGCUUCUAGGGCUGAUUAUGAGAGAGACAAAUGUGUGUGUGUGUGUGUGUGUAGCUACCUGAACUGUCACAGAGGAUGACAAGAGCUAGGCUGCCUGCUGUUAAUUUAGACAAAUUAAUGUUCAAGCGAACUGAGUUCAAAGCAUAAAUUAGAACUUUAUUUUAUUAUUACAAUAUUACAAAAAGAGUAGCACAACUCUCACGCUCUUGCCUCUUAUCUGUCGUACAGAAUGACACAAAAGAAAGGUUCGUGGACCUUCUUCCAUUUCACAGCAACAGUACAAGAAAUAAAGAAAGAAAAUAAAUUUUUAAAUAACAAGCAAAUCAAGUAUUAUAAAUAGUCACAACUGCAAACUGAAGCUUUGAAACUUUGUGGGGAGGGGAGGGAGAAGAAAAAAAAAUUGUUACAGCUCAAAAAACUACACAUUGCUAAAAAUAUAUAAUUACAAAAUAUUACUCAUUUUCCUCACUUUACAUAAUAAAGAAUAUCUAAGGAAUUGCUCUGCCUAUUCAACAAAACUUCCAUUAAAGUCAAAAGUCAAAAGAAAAAAAAAAAGAAAAGCAAAAUAAAAUUGCUGUUUCUGUGGAUCCUUA
Molecule: messenger RNA, 3700 nt
Organism: Neolamprologus brichardi
Lineage: Eukaryota; Metazoa; Chordata; Actinopteri; Cichliformes; Cichlidae
Gene: trpv1
Product: transient receptor potential cation channel, subfamily V, member 1
Biological process (GO): calcium ion import across plasma membrane
Cellular component (GO): plasma membrane
Molecular function (GO): protein binding; calcium channel activity
Source: RefSeq, a predicted model, not a curated record